AGAGGAGGGGGUAUAAGACAGAGAGAGGAAAGGCAACGCGGAGACACGGGGCAGUGGACGCCUUCAAGUCACGAGGUUCAAAGGGCAGCUGAGCGGAUCGGCCUUGGCGGCGCUGCCCUCGAGUCUCGAGCGACUAUAUUUGGCCGUGAAGGACGACGACCACUACCAGGAUCUUCUUCCCGCCCUGUCCUCUCUCCAAGGGCGGCUUCCACAGCUGCAAUGGAUUGGUUUGCACGUGCCUGCGGGUCUGGACGCGGCUUCGCUCCGGCCUCUGCCCGGCGUGGAAUUUCCUUCCUUAUGGGUGAGCGGCGUCGAGGAAGCGACGGUCGAGGGGGCGAGUCGGGUCGUCGCGGCGCUGCAGCCCUCGGAAGGGUACUUCCAGCUCUUCUUCCCUGGGGCGUCCGAGGGGGAGGCUCUCGCUCGCCUCGUGGAGCAGCUCGGCCGCGAGGGAGUCCGGGUCAGGGGGGGAGUGCAUGCUUCUCCCGAAAUCGACGGAGGAAGAGCAGGGCGGCUGAGAGGCCUCGUGGAAGGGGGUUGGGCUGUGGCUUUGUGACGUGAGUGAGCUGGCUUCUUUCUUU
Penaeus chinensis is the source of this 578-nucleotide messenger RNA. RefSeq lists its product as uncharacterized. The transcript has 4 exons. The record is from RefSeq and is a predicted model, not a curated record. NCBI's taxonomy places the organism in Eukaryota, Metazoa, Arthropoda, Malacostraca, Decapoda, Penaeidae. Bases 220 to 558 code for a protein of 112 amino acids.